Molecule: messenger RNA, 1840 nt
Organism: Anarrhichthys ocellatus (wolf-eel)
Lineage: Eukaryota; Metazoa; Chordata; Actinopteri; Perciformes; Anarhichadidae
Gene: wdr73
Product: WD repeat domain 73
Exons: 8
Coding region: 420-1625 (401 amino acids)
Biological process (GO): cytoplasmic microtubule organization
Cellular component (GO): cytosol; spindle pole
Molecular function (GO): protein binding
Source: RefSeq, a predicted model, not a curated record
AAUAAUUAUAAAUAAGUAUUAAAAUAAAAGCAUUGUUGUCUGUAUUACUUAUAAAAAAAAAUCAAAACACUAAAUCAUUAACUAUAUUGUCAAAAUGAUCUUUUUUAAGCCAUGGUAGGAAAACACUUCUUCUUCUCCCUUUCUGUAAGAUAGUCAAUGUGAGUUAUACUUAUGUCUGUGAAUAAAUACUGAGGACAAACUUCUCACCACGGUCGGUCUGCGUUCUGUUUGCUCAGUUUAGUCUGUUUAAUGUUUGAAUGUAAAAUGUUUGUGAACAGAAAAGUGAAAAUAAAUCCAGUGGCUCCUGUCCAGCAGGGGGCGCUGUGAGCUUCAGCGUCAACAAUAAGACGCUCGAGAACGAGACGAACCCGGAAGUGAAACAUCAACAGACGGUCACGUGAGGAUGCUGAAGGCUGAAGAUGGAAGAAACAGACUUUAAUGAUAUUUUAGAUGACUGGUUUAUCGAGUCCCUGAAAACGUACAAAGAUCUUCAUGUGUAUCAGCUGGAACAUCCCACCCAGGUGUUGGAGUGGACGUCAGGGAAGACCGUGUGCGUCGCAGGAUUCAGUCCGUCUACAAAUGAAAUCCUGGAGCUGCAUUUGCCUCUGAAACUGUUCGCUGAUGACAAUAAGGGUCUUUGUGCAGAGCGGGACUUUAAAGUUGUCCACGUGAUGGAUGAUGUUGAUGGUGUAAUAAUAAGCAUGACGGAGGCUCAGUGUUCUGAAUGUGAGUCUGUUUUUAUGGAUCCUUCGUAUCCGGUCAUAUUAAAUCCAGCAGUUGUUUUUUGUUGCUGCAGGUGUGUCGUCACCAACGACGGGCUGACCUCCGACCUGCAGGUGUGGAGCGUCGGAGGAGACGACAGCGACGUGAUCAGGUUGACGGGGCGUGUCGAGGGGAGGAAGAGGAGGAGGAGGAGGAAGAAGAGUGUUCCAGAAGGAGGAAGCUUCAGGAUCGCAGCUCGACUCUCCUCACAAGUUCUUCAUGGAGCUCAGAGCAGCGACGUCCAGCUGACUCAGCUGAUCUCAGGGCAGAUCCUCUACGCGCUGGAGACGGACUCGGAUGAUCCUCUGAGUUCUUUACAUUUCGUGGACGACGUCGUCUUCCUCGCCGGCUGCUCUAACGGGAACGUUUACAUCGCCGACACUCGGACGUCUGCUGCUCCUCAGCUUCACCCUCCACCAGCGUCCUCGGGCGAGUCCGUCCUCUGGUGGACGGACGUGUCCUCCUGCAGCGUCGUCAGACUGUCCUCCGCUGGACAGGCCGUGAUUUCAGACCUGAGGAAACCUGCAGGAGCCGUGAGUCGCGCUCAGCUGGACGUCCAAUCGGGUCGCUGCAACCCGGACGUCAGAGCGUCGUGGGCUCCGGCGCUGGACGGCUGUAUCGCGGUGUCGGGUUUCAGUGGAGCGGUUCAGAUCUACAACACAUCAGUCUGGCAGACAGAGUCUCGGGAAGUCCAGCCUCUGUUCGAGCACCGCGGUCACGCCGUUUCCUCGCAGCCCGGCGACGACGUGUUCGUCACCUCCCACGUCUGGCAUCCCGAGCGGCCGAGGACGCUGCUGUCUGCGGCCUCGGACGGCUCCGUCCACGUGUGGGACUGGGUCGACCAAUCGGCUGCCCGCUGCUGACGGGUCAAAGGGGAGAUCUAGUUCACCUGAGAAGAGGAAAGGAGAAAGGAGCUGGUGUUGCCUCUGAGGCACGGCUCAAUGGAUUUAAGGAUAACUGAUUUUUUAUGAUGGGUGUAGGUUAGACUCUAACCUUUGGUGGACUGACCCUUAAAGGACUAUUCCCUCUGUAUGAAUUGCCUCUAUUUACGAAAAUAAAAUGUUCUGGUGCUCAUGAA